GCCAUGUUUUGCGGCCUCAGGCCGCGCCGGGCCGGGGAUGGCGGCGGCCGGUAGCAACUGGCUCUCCGGGGUGAACGUGGUGCUGGUGAUGGCCUACGGCAGCCUGGUCUUUGUGCUGCUCUUUAUCUUCGUGAAACGCCAGAUCAUGCGCUUCGCCAUGAAGUCCCGGCGCGGCCCCCACGUGCCGGUGGGGCAACACGCGCCCAAGGAUUUAAAGGAAGAAAUAGACAUCCGACUGUCACGGGUGCAGGACAUCAAGUACGAGCCUCGGCUCCUGGCUGAGGAUGAUGGCAGGCUCCUGCAGCUGGAGACACAAGGCUGCUAUAAUUACCUGUACAGAAUGAAGGCGCUGGAUGCAAUCAGAACAUCUGAGAUCCCGUUUCAUGCAGAGGGCCGGUACCCCAAGUCCUUAAUAGGGAAGAACUUCUGUGCCUACCUGCUGGAACUGCGGAACUCCAGCACCUCCUUCAAAGGCAUCCGCAAAGCCUUGAUUGACACCUUGCUGGAUGGGUACGAGAGCGCCCGCUACGGCACUGGGGUCUUUGGGAAACCAGAAUAUCUCAAGUACCAGGAUGCUCUGAAUGAGCUGGCAAACAUGACCAAGGCCCGGGCAGGCAGCAGCCAGCGGCAGCACCAGUCAGCAGCAAAGGACCUUACCCUCUCUCCUGAAGUCUCCAACCCUCCCACCAUCCAGGUCACCUAUCUGCCUUCCAACCAGAAGAGCAAACGUGCCAAACACUUCCUGGAGCUGAAGAGCUUCAAGGACAACUACAACACACUGGAGAGCACCCUGUGAGCCAAGGCAGAGCUGAUUGCACUCCGGGGCCCUGCCACAAGCAGAGCCUCUUGUGAGGUGCAGGCGGGUCCUGAGCAGGUUUUGGCUGCAGUUUGAUGUGCAGGGAGCAUGGGGAGGAAGCGGCUGUGCUCUUGGGUCUCCCUCUUGCACCGUGUUGGAGGCAGUCACUCAGUGGAGGCUCUGGUGCAGCUCAGCCCUCACCCGGAGCCGGUGUCAAAGCAGCCCCUGAUCCUGGAAGGGAUUGGCCCGUGCAGCCCUCUCUGCAGGCGUGGGACAUGGGCUUGAGGCUUUGAGUCCAGCAACGGCUUGGAGCCCUGGCCCUGUGAAUAAACUGAUUAGCUUUAGCUUGUUUCUAAGAGACAUCAGGCCCAGCCAGAGCUCUGCUCCACCUCUCCUCCUCCUCCUCAUGACUGGAGGGGGCUGCUCCUGUCUGUCCAUCCUGGCUGUGGGUCUCAGGCUCUGGAGCUGCUCCUCUGCUCUUUCCAAAGGGUGAAUGCUCUUUUUCCUGUGGCCCCAUCACUGCUGUCAGCCGGGUGUGCCCGGGCUGUGCACCAGGGCUCCUGGACAGAGUGUAAAUAGCUUGGUGGCCAGUUCUCAGCCCCUGUGGCUGUGUUUUCUACUGUUUUCUCCUGCAACUGGGCAUCUGGGGACAUGUUGAGCAGACAAAUACCAGCUUCCAACGUCCUGCCUGUCCUGCCAAGAAGGGUUUCCUCCCAUUCUCACCAGCGCCUCGUGUGCCAGCGGCUGCCGAGCCCUGGGGGGGUGAAAGCUCGCGGCCCCCACCUCGAUGUCUGCAUCCUGCCAGGCCGCCAGCAGCCCCCACUGCUCCCCAGUCCAGUCAUCACAGCGUGGGGGGAACCCUGCCCCUCGCUGGGCCUCUGCACUCUUUUUAAUGGCUGUUUAAUAAAAUGACAGUUAACCCUGA
Molecule: messenger RNA, 1721 nt
Organism: Pezoporus flaviventris
Lineage: Eukaryota; Metazoa; Chordata; Aves; Psittaciformes; Psittacidae
Gene: LTAP1
Product: chromosome unknown C1orf43 homolog
Exons: 7
Coding region: 38-796 (252 amino acids)
Biological process (GO): phagocytosis
Source: RefSeq, a predicted model, not a curated record